Centropristis striata (black sea bass) is the source of this 4769-nucleotide messenger RNA. RefSeq names its product lysine-specific demethylase 9. Gene Ontology annotation, cellular component: nucleus. NCBI's taxonomy places the organism in Eukaryota, Metazoa, Chordata, Actinopteri, Perciformes, Serranidae. The coding region runs from base 565 to 2916 and encodes 783 amino acids. The transcript has 7 exons. The record is from RefSeq and is a predicted model, not a curated record.
ACAACAACAAAUAAGAUAUUCCUUUAUUGGUCCCCAUGGGGAAAAUUAAGGUUUUGCAGCAGCACAAGUACAGAGUAAACACAGAUUAAGGUAAUAAAAUUAAAAUAAUAAAAAUGAAAUAGAAUGAAGAUAAAAAAUAAAUAUUGUAAAAUAAAAAUACAAACAAACAAGACCAAAAUAAAAAAAAACUAGUAGUGCAAACAUGUUAAAGUGGCAGUAAAUUAAAAGCCAACGUAGUCAAAUAAUCAGUUUAUCAUUGAUAACAUUUCUUAUUAUAAACAGUGAAGCACUGCCUCUCAUGGCGGUGACUAAAUUAACCAUGACGUCAGCUGAGCAGAAGUGAGUGCGUGCAGAGCGGCACGCAGUCAGCAGAGUACACUCAAACUCCCGUGUAUCUUUGCGACAUCAAUAAACUACAUAACCCACAGCUCCACGCGUUACGCAUGCGCAAUACGCCAAAAUAUUAAAAAAACAAACUACAAGUUAACGGCAGGAGGACUACAAGUUUUCGGGCACCUGCGCAGUAUCAAUCUCGAGACCUUUAAAUGUACUGUACGUGCAAAGAUGGCAGCUCAAGUCGACUUGCUCCGUGCCAAAGUAGAAGAGGAAAAGGUGAGGGACAGUCUUGAUAGGUUCAUUAGAGAGAAGAAAAAGAAGAAGAAACGGGACCUGUCGCCGUCCGCUGACAAACGGGAGAAGUCUGUGAAAGAAGCGAAGAAAGUGAAGCUCCAUCACCACCACCACAACCACCAACACGCUGAGCACCGGACACACCAGCCGCAUCAGCUGCACCAAAAUCCCAAACCCCACAAGUUCAGCGCGGAGAAACAUGUCCUGCACAGCCAUCAGCACAGCCGCCACCACCACCAUCACCACCACGACCGCAGCCUCACCAAUGGUACAAAAAAACUGCAGCCGACUUUGCCUCCUCCGCCGCCGCCGCCGCCGCGGAAGGUACCGGAGCAGCUGCAGAAGAAGCGAGCGGUGCUGCCAGAGCCACCUGCGCUCUUCACUUUCACGCCUCUCAAAAUGGUCAAGGCCAAGCCCCAGGAUUUCAAAGAAAAGCACAGGGAUAAAGACGUGAAACUGAAGCUCAAGAAGGAAAACACAGAGGCAAAUGUGAAGCACGCCGAACUGAAGAAGAAGAAGGAGCCAAGGCCCGUCAAUGGAAAUGUCAAGGCUCUAACACUGGAGGAAUAUCUACUGAAGAAGAAAAAGAAGAAGAAGAAGCACCGCGAGGAUGAGCACUGUGGCAAGAAGGUCCGAUACAUGCACAACAAAGCAGUACAGACUGUAUGUGCAGGGCUCGGAGCAGAUCUCACUCUGCCUGUCCGCCCUGAUCCGUCUCAGCCGGGCACCAUGAAGCAGGAAAGCAACCGCCAGCCUGGCAGAGACACUAUGGAAAACCACCAACCUUACCUCCACGCUCUCAAGCUCGGACACGUCCCCUUCCUCUCCCACCAAGACCACUUCAUCCGCAGCUCUUCCCUCCAGACGGGCACCUGGUGCGGGCGCUUCAUGCAUGAGGAAAGGCAAGCCAACGGUGGGGGAUCAGUUCUGCAUGCCUAUGCUGAUGAGAUAGCUUGUCUCAGCCCGGCUGAGAUGGAGUGCUUUACCCAGGAGUUUCUGGAGUUGGCCUUUGCUGAAAAGCCGAGAGGUGCAGCCUUGUACGCCUUGGCAGUGGUGCACAGUGCAGCCGCUUUCCUACCUGAUUUCCUGGACUACUUUGCCUUCAACUUCCCCAACACACACGUCAAAAUGGAGAUACUCGGCAAGAAAGACAUUGAGACAACCACGAUUGCCAACUUUCACUCUCAGGUGAGCCGGACUUACUGUUCAGGAACCUACAGGUCCGGACCCAUGAGGCAGAUCAGCUUGGUUGGAGCUGUAGAUGAGGAAGUUGGAGACUAUUUCCCAGAGUUCCUAGACAUGCUGGAGGAGUCACCCUUUCUAAAGAUGACCCUGCCGUGGGGAAGCCUCUCCAGUCUGAAGCUGGACUGUCGCUCUCAGAGUGAUGAUGGGCCUAUCAUGUGGGUGCGACCAGGGGAACAAAUGGUGCCGACUGCUGACAUGCCCAAGUCUCCAUUCAAAAGACGCAGGUCCAUGAAUGAGAUAAAAAAUCUACACUACCUGCCAAGGGCCAGUGAACCAAGAGAGGUUCUGUUUGAGGACAGGACCAAGGCCCACGCCGACCAUGUAGGUCAGAGUUUUGAUUGGCAGAGCACUGCUGCUGUGGGGGUUCUGAAGGCAGUGCACUUCGGAGAAUGGAAUAACCGUCCUCGCAUAACCAAAGAUGUAGUGUGUUUCCAGGCUGGGGACUUCAAUGAAGUUGUGCAGAGGCUGCAGCUGGAUCUGUAUGAGCCCCCGGUGUCCCAGUGUGUCCAGUGGGUAGACGAUGCCAAGCUCAACCAGCUGAGGAGGGAAGGCAUCCGCUACGUCCGCGUCCAGCUCUGUGACGACGACAUUUAUUUCAUCCCAAGGAACGUCAUCCACCAGUUUAAGACGGUGUCUGCAGUCUGCAGCCUGGCCUGGCAUAUCCGCCUCAAACAGUACCAUCCAGAGGGCAAGGACAAGGAGGAGGAGGAGCAGCGGCCUAAUGAUCCGAGCCCCACCUCAGGGCGAUUCUCUUUUUCCUCUCCUGUGAGGCCUGACGCAACGGUAACCCCCUGUGCAAGACCACAGGGAGACAACAUCCAAGGUGGUGUAGCCAAGAUGGAAGAACCAGAGUUCCAGAGGCCAGCAACACCUCCCCAGGAGCCUCAGCCAGCCCCUCCACAGCCCACCAAAUCUGCUCACUUGCCCCCAAGAUACCAGGAUCCCCACAUCUCCUUGAAACCAGUCCACUCUGGGUGUACACCUUCAAAAGAGCCCACACUUCCUAAAGCUGUCGGCCAGACUGCAGCUUUCCCUAAAUGACCUUCCCCCCUCCCCACAAUCUCUCUUUCUGGAGUGAAUGUGGAGGAAUUGUAGACAAAAACUGACAUCUGUGUCAAUCAGGAAGCCUAUAAAUUAUUCUUCACCUUUUUUAAAAUCUUUAAAUAUUGGUAAAAUGUUCCUGUAUGUUUUUUCAGCCAAAGGGACUUAAUGGGACAAAAAAACAAAACACAUUUUGUUCUUUUUUUUAUUUGAUAGCUCCUUAACUGGAAGUCUUUACUAUCUCAUUAAAAAGGUGUGUAUCAUGUAAAGAAGCUUUUUUUAAAAGACUGACAAUAUGAGUUGCCACGCUUACUGCAAUUUAUGUUCAAGGCUCCGAUGUUUAUUUUUUAGACAAUUAUUUCAUGGAAGUCUCCUGCAGUUGGAAUGAUUGUUUACACACAUAAUAUAUGAUUACUCUGGAAGCAUGAUACAUAUAUACAGUAUAUAUACUCUUUUAUACAUUUCAGAGACAGAGGCAUAUAGAUGAACCUCAUCUAAAAGAUACAGUGGACUUAGCUUCAUAGAUUGAGGACAUUGUCACUCUGUAAUGAAUGCCAUUUGAAUGAAAAGCUCACACAUAUUGGGAAAAAAGUUGUCUUUUUUUAUAAUAUAUUUUACUUUUAUCUGAUUGAAUUACAAGUAUUUAACACUUUUCAGCUUUAUAAGUUGCAGUUUGCCCAAUUCUUUAUUUAAACAUUUUAUACAUUGCCCUUUUUCUCGCUGUUAAUACUGUUUUUGAUAUUUUAUUUAUUUUCUUAAGACUGAGCUCAACAUAUGAACACAGGUUUAUAACCAGUGAUGAUCAUUUAACAUUAUUAUCUAACUGUAGGAGCACCUCUAAAUGAUGAAAGAGUACGACUAUUGCUCAUAGCAUUAAUGUCUGAAUCUUUUCUUCAGGUGUGGAGUAUGUCAUCAGUACUUGGUAUGUAAAUAUUAUGUUAUAGCUGGGAAUAUGUGAAUGCUGUCGGUGCACUUGAGUCAUUUUGUACUUGAUUUAAAUUUAUUAUCACUGCUUCGUUUUAGCUGGUAAUGUCACUUGGGUGUUGCAGGCACCGUUAGAGGGUUACUGUUGUUUUAUGUGUAAUUGUGUGAAUUUAUGCUGCAAAUGAAAUGCUUAAAUAUGAAAUUAGUCAAACUAAACUGUUCUGCAGUAUGACAGAUGUAAGAGAUCUUUGGCUUCUUUCAAAAAGAUCGGUCCUAGAAUAUCUUUUUUGACCAAAAUUUCUGAUCAGAGUAUGAGAUUUACAUGUGAACCUCACAGAGGCCUUCAUUCUGUAGUGAUGAUGUGAUACUGCCUUCUCUACUAUUGACUGCAUCUUUGUGCCUUGUACUGUACAUGGUUAGCCUCCAUACAAACUGUGAGGUUCAUGAGUUGAUGAAUAGAACGUUAAAAUGGGCAAACAGCCAUAUUGCAUCUUGUUUUUGUUUAAUUUUACUAUUUAUAAAAAAAAAAUAACACUCACAUAAUGCUUUUUGAUUUCAACAUCUGCGUGACACCAGGAAGAAACGAUAAGUACAUUAUGGAGUCAUACAUACCAUAUCACAUUCAGGAAGCAGAAUGAUUAUUUAUGUUUUUAUGGCUGUCAUAGGGUCUUGACUUACUAGCUCAAUGUAGAAAUAAGUUGAUAACAAAUUGUUGUCAUAAUUGUUGUGAUGCUGUGUGUUCUAGCACCAAUGAUCGAUGUUAUUAAUGUUUGUACCGAGACAUUUUUAAUAAUUUUUCGUCAGUUUCCUGUAUGAUAAGUUGCAGACAGAGAUCUGGUACCAAUAUGUUUCAGUCUUGUUAAGUAGGAAAAAACAUGAGAAUGCAUAGACUUUCUAUAUUUUUUAAUAAAUAAUUUUGUGUGAAACCA